AUGGUUCUUAAAUCAACUUCGGCCAGCGAUGUUUCGGUCUACCAGGUAUCCGGUACCAAUUUCUCGAGGUCUCUCCCGGAUUGGAUUGCCAAGAAGCGCAAAAGAUCGUUGAAAAAUGACCUGGAGUAUCAGAAUCGUGUUGAGCUUAUCCAAGAUUUCGAGUUCAGUGAGGCAUCUAACAAGAUCAAAUGUUCUCCUGAUGGACAGUAUGCUAUGGCUACAGGUACUUACAAGCCCCAAAUUCAUGUAUACGACUUUGCCAACCUGUCGCUAAAGUUCGACCGUCACACAGAUGCCGAGAACGUGGACUUCCUCAUUCUGUCAGACGACUGGACCAAAAGUGUACAUUUGCAAAACGAUAGAAGCAUACAAUUUCAAAAUAAAGGUGGGCUUUAUUACACAACGAGAAUCCCCAAGUUCGGUAGAAGCUUGGCGUAUAACAAGGUGAACUGUGACCUUUACGUGGGCGCCAGCGGCGAUGAGUUGUACAGGCUUAACUUGGAACAGGGCAGAUUUUUGAACCCCUUCAAGCUGGAAACGGAGGGUGUCAAUCACGUUUCGAUCAGCGAUGCCAACGGGCUGAUCGCCGUAGGAAUGGAGGAGAACGCCGUAGAGUUUUGGGAUUCCCGUGCCAGAUCGCGGGUGGCCAAGCUUCACUUGGAAAAUAGGUUUGAUACUGCGCCCUUCCAAGUGACCGCGACGAGUUUUAGAAACGAUGGCCUGAAUUUUGCAUGUGGUACUUCUAACGGGUACUCGUAUUUGUAUGAUCUGCGUACGUCGCAACCCACCAUCGUGAAGGACCAAGGUUACGGCUUUGAAAUCAAAAAAAUCAUAUGGAUGGACAACACAGGCGCAGAAAACAACUCUAACAAGAUCCUGACUUGCGAUAAGAGGAUUGCAAAACUAUGGGACAGAAACAGUGGUAAGGCAUACGCUUCUAUGGAGCCCAGCGUCGAUAUCAAUGAUAUCGAACACGUUCCUGGUACAGGCAUGUUUUUCACCGCUAAUGAAGGUAUUCCAAUGCAUACAUAUUAUAUCCCAAACUUGGGCCCUGCACCAAGAUGGUGUUCAUUCUUAGAUUCCAUCACGGAAGAGCUCGAAGAGAAGCCCAGCGACACGGUGUACUCCAACUACAGAUUUAUCACCCGAGAGGACGUCAAGAAACUCAAUCUUGCACACUUGGUUGGCUCGAAAGUGCUGCGUUCGUACAUGCACGGUUUCUUCAUCAAUACCGAGUUGUAUGAUAAGGUAUCUCUAAUCGCGAACCCUAACUCUUACAAAGACGAAAGAGAAAGGGAAAUUAGACGUCGUAUCGAGAAGGAGAGAGAAUCUCGUAUUAGAGCUUCAGGUGCAGUUCAAAAACCAAAAGUCAAGAUUAACAAAGACUUGGUCGACAAAUUGUCCCAGAAGCGUGGUGAUAAGGUCGCUGAUAAGGUUCUUGCUGAUGACCGUUUCAAAGAGAUGUUUGAAGAUGAAGAUUUCCAAGUGGACGAGGGCGAUUACGAUUACAAACAAUUGAACCCUGUCAAAUCUGCCAGAGAAACGGAAGAAGGUGCUGCUAAGCGUAUCAGAGCGCUAACCGCAGCAGAAGAAUCUGACGAGGAAAGAAUUGCUGCCAAGGAGGGGCGCAACGCAUAUUCUGAUUCCGAAUCUGAAAGCGAAUCUGAUGACUCUCAAAAUUCCAGCAACGAAACGUCACACAACGACGAACUUUCGGAAAAGGAAAAAAGAGCUAUCGCUAAGCAAGUUGCCGCAGUCCAACGUAGAAAGCGUGAAAAGGAGAAAGCAGAAAAAUUCAUGAGUGAAAUGAGUGUCGGUGUCGAUGACCUAAACGCCCAGGAUGCCAAAUCCGUUUCCUUCGACAAACAGGUCUCUAGAAUGCGCAAAGAAGAGAAACAAAAGAAGUCUGACGGUUCGGUACUGCAUCGUAACCAUCGCGGUGAAGCGGAAUUGACAUUUGUUCCAGCCAAGAAGCAAUCGAAAAAGAAAAAGGUCUCAUUCGACAAUGACGACGACGAUGACGACGACGAUGAAGGCGAAAAGCCUGAUCGCGGCAUCACAAAAGCCAGAUAUGAAGGAAGAAGAAGGGCUAGUAAAAACGUCUUCCGUGGCAUGUAG
Lachancea fermentati is the source of this 2118-nucleotide messenger RNA. The record is from the annotation of a GenBank genome assembly. NCBI's taxonomy places the organism in Eukaryota, Fungi, Ascomycota, Saccharomycetes, Saccharomycetales, Saccharomycetaceae.